AUGUCUCUCCUCGGAAAGAAGUUCCCUACCCCCGUUGCCGGUCCUCUCGGCCCCUUCUUCGCUGCCGGUCUGGUCAUCCUCUACGGCGUCAACUCCCUCCAGAACGCCCUGAUGAACACUGCCGAGUUCAAGAACGACCCCCGCAACCCCAACGCCAAGGCUACCAAGCACUAG
Messenger RNA from Aspergillus saccharolyticus JOP 1030-1, 174 nucleotides. Its product is annotated as F1F0 ATP synthase subunit i. Gene Ontology annotation, molecular function: proton transmembrane transporter activity. Gene Ontology annotation, biological process: proton motive force-driven ATP synthesis. The record is from RefSeq and is a predicted model, not a curated record. Bases 1 to 174 code for a protein of 57 amino acids. The transcript is spliced from 4 exons. Lineage: Eukaryota; Fungi; Ascomycota; Eurotiomycetes; Eurotiales; Aspergillaceae.